UCACCCCACCCUCACUCACACUCACUCAUCCCUCCAAUUCGAAACUCGCCGGCACUCGGCUGAGUGGUAAUUUAAGCGCCGGAGAUUCCAACACAGAAAUUGCGACGACGGCGCUCUUAGCCACUGCAUUCGAAGAGGUAUUGUAUUCAUCGUCGGUAAAUAUAGAAAAUGUCGGAGGAUGAGAAGUUGUUGAAGGAGGCGAAGAAGUUGCCGUGGGAGGAUCGGCUGGCGCACAAGAACUGGAAAGUGCGGAAUGACGCAAAUAUCGAUUUGGCGGCCGUUUGCGACGCUAUCACAGAUCCCAAGGACCCGCGCCUUCGUGAAUUUGGCCCUUUUUUCAGGAAAGCGGUGGCUGAUUCCAAUGCGCCGGUGCAGGAGAAGGCUCUCGAUGCCCUCAUUGCGUUUUUGAAAGCUGCAGAUGCUGAUGCUGGAAGAUACGCGAAAGAGGUAUGCGAUGCAAUCGUGGCAAAAUGUCUAACCGGAAGGCCUAAAACAGUGGAGAAGGCACAGAUGGCAUUUAUGCUUUGGGUAGAGUUGGAGGCUGUUGAAGCUUUCCUGGAUGCCAUGGAGAAAGCUAUUAAAAAUAAAGUUGCCAAAGCUGUUGUACCUGCAAUUGAUGUUAUGUUUCAGGCAUUAAGUGAAUUUGGAUCAAAGAUAAUACCACCAAAAAGAAUUUUGAAGAUGCUUCCUGAACUUUUUGAUCAUCAAGAUCAGAAUGUUCGCGCUUCUUCUAAAGGGCUUACACUAGAACUUUGUCGUUGGAUAGGAAAGGAUCCUGUCAAGUCAAUAUUGUUUGAAAAGAUGCGAGAUACAAUGAAAAAAGAGUUGGAGGCCGAGCUUGGUAAUGUCAGUGGAACUGCAAAACCAACCCGCAAAAUCAGGUCUGAGCAGGACAAGGAGCCCGAACCAGAAUCUGUUUCUGAGGCUGUGGGUUCUGCACCCACUGAAGAAAGUGUAGCUGAUGUUCCUCAGGAGAUAGAUGAGUAUGAGCUUGUUGAUCCAGUUGAUAUAUUGAUGCCUUUGGAGAAGUCUGGAUUUUGGGAAGGGGUGAAAGCUUCAAAAUGGUCUGAGAGGAAAGAGGCCGUUGCUGAACUAACCAAACUUGCAUCCACCAAAAAGAUUGCUCCUGGCGAUUUUUCUGAAGUUUGUCGAACAUUAAAGAAGCUUAUCACAGAUGUAAACAUUGCCGUUGCAGUUGAAGCUAUCCAAGCACUGGGAAACCUUGCCAGGGGUCUGAGAACCCAUUUUUCAGCCAGUUGUCGCUUCGUAUUGCCUGUACUUCUGGAGAAAUUGAAGGAGAAGAAGCCUACUUCAACGGAGGCCCUUACCCAAACUCUUCAGGCGAUGCACAAAUCCGGAUGCUUGAGCCUAACUGACACCGUUGAAGAUAUAAAGGUGGCAGUGAAAAACAAAGUUCCUCUUGUAAGGUCAUUGACUUUGGGCUGGGUUACAUUCUGUAUCGAAACUAGUAACAAAGCUGCUAUACUUAAGGUUCACAAGGAGUAUGUUCCCAUAUGCAUGGAGUCCCUUAAUGAUGGAACACCUGAAGUGAGGGAUGCAGCUUUCUCAGCUUUGGCAGCUAUAGCUAAGAUGGUUGGUAUGAGACCUUUGGAGAAGUCUUUGGAAAAGCUGGAUGAUGUCAGAAAAAAGAAGUUAUCUGAAAUGAUUGGGGGGUCGACAGCGGAGCCUUCUACUCUCACAAACUCAGGUGUGGUUCAAUCUUCUGCAGGAGUUUUGACCACAGGGGCCUCUGAAUCGUCAUUUGUUAGAAGAUCAGCAGCCAGCAUGCUUAGUGGAAAGAAGCCUAUAACUGCAGCUCCAGCUGCCACUAAGAAAGCCACGUCUGGAAAAUCUGGUACCAACAAGAAGGGUGACGCAGGAGGACAAACAAAAGUUUCUAAGCCUGUGGAGCAUGAAGAUGUCGAGCCAACAGAAAUGAGUUUGGAAGAGAUUGAGAGCAGAUUAGGAUCCCUUAUUCAAGCAGAGACAAUUACUCAAUUAAAGAGUGCUGUGUGGAAAGAGCGGCUUGAAGCCAUCGUGUCGUUUAAAGAGCAGGUUGAAUCACUAACAGAUGUUGAUCCAUCUGUUGAGGUGUUGAUCCGCUUACUUUGUGUUAUUCCUGGCUGGAAUGAGAAAAAUGUUCAGGUCCAGCAACAAGUUAUUGAUAUUGUCACCUACAUUGCUGCGACAGCAUCAAAGUUUCCUAAAAAGUGCGUUGUGCUCUGCCUUUCAGGUAUUACUGAAAGAGUUGCCGACAUAAAGACUCGUGCUCAGGCCAUGAAGUGUCUUUCCACUUUUUGUGAGGCUGUAGGUCCUGGUUUUAUAUUUGAGAGGGUAAUCUCAUAUUAAGCUGAAGGUGCUGAAAACUUCUUUUUUAAGAAUCUCUCAUAUCUUUAUGAUUUGGAUUUAAUUGACUUCUGCAAGGACAUAGGAUUGCAAUCUAGUGCAGCUGCAACUAGAAAUGCUACAGUUAAAUUAAUCGGCGUCCUUCAUAAGUUUGUUGGUCCAGAUAUAAAGGGGUUUCUGUCUGAUGUUAAACCUGCUCUACUGAGUACCCUUGAUGCUGAGUAUGAAAAAAAUCCACACGAGGCAUCUGCAGUUCCGAAGAAGGUGGUUAAAGUAACUGAUUCUACCUCAUCUGCGGUGGCUGGUGGCAUGGAUGGUCUUCCACGUGAAGAUAUCAGUGAAAAGAUCACCCCCACUUUGUUAAAAGGCUUAGAGAGUUCUGAUUGGAAGGUCCGCUUGGAAUCUAUUGAAAGUAUAACCACAUUACUGGAAGAGGCGAACAAACGUAUUCUGCCUGCUGGAACUGGAGAUCUAUUUGGAGCUCUGAAAGGGCGUUUACAUGACAGUAACAAAAAUUUGAUUAUUGCCACUUUGUCAACAAUUGGUGCUCUUGCGUCUGCAAUGGGACAGCCAGUUGAGAAGUCAAGCAAGGGAAUUCUUUUGGAUGUCUUGAAAUGUCUUGGUGACAACAAAAAGCAUAUGCGUGAGUGCACAUUGAGUACCUUAGAUGCUUGGCUUGGAGCUGCUCAUCUCGAUAAGAUGCUACCAUAUAUUACAGCUGUUCUCACGGAUGCUAAAGUAGGUGCAGAAGGGCGCAAAGAUCUUUUUGAUUGGCUGUCUAGACAACUUGCUGGAUUGGCCGAGUUCCCUGAUGCUAUACAGCUCCUCAAACCCACUUCAUCUGCUAUGACGGAUAAAUCAGCAGAUGUUCGUAAGGCUGCUGAAGCAUGCUUUAAUGAAAUAUUGAGGGUUUGUGGACAAGAACUGGUUUCCAAAAACUUGAGAGAUAUACAAGGAUCUGCUUUAGCUAUAAUUGGUGAACGAUUGAAGCCGUAUGGAGCUUUUCAAGAUAAUUAUGAAUCUGGGAGAUCUGUUUCGUUAAGCAUGGCAUCCAAAAACAGCUCAAAGGUUGGAAAGCCCAAUGGUCAUGGUGACCGCACAUCUCGACAUGGAAGCCGAAAUGCAUCUUCAAGAGCUGUACCUACCAAGGGAUCCAGGCAAGAUUCCAUCGUGUCUGUUCAGGACAUAAACAUCCAGUCACAAGCCUUGAUCUGUCUGAAGGAUUCAAACAAGGAUGACAGGGAAAGAAUUAUUGUUCGCAGAUUCAAAUUCGAAGAAUUGCGUAUAGAGCAAAUUCAAGAUCUCGAGAAUGAUGUCAUGAAAUACUUCCGAGAGGAUCUGCACUGGAGGCUUUUAAGUUCUGACUUCAAAAAGCAAGUUGAUGGCAUCGAGAUGUUGCAGAAGGCUCUUCCAUCUAUGGGAAGGGAGGUGAUUGAAGUCUUAGAUAUACUCUUGAAGUGGUUUGUGUUGAGGUUCUGUGAAUCCAAUACAUCAUGCUUAUUAAAGGUUCUGGAAUUUCUUCCCGAGCUUUUGGAUAUGCUGAGAAAUGAGGGUUACACAAUGACUGAAGCAGAGGCUACCAUCUUUCUCCCUUGCUUGGUUGAGAAGUCUGGACAUAAUAUUGAAAAAGUUCGAGAAAAAAUGCGGGAACUUAUGAAGCAAGUCAUCCAAACAUAUUCUGCUGCAAAAACAUUUCCUUAUAUAUUGGAGGGUUUGCGUUCUAGGAACAACAGAACAAGGAUUGAGUGUGCUGACCAUGUUGGAUUCUUAUUGGAUAACUAUGGAGCUGAGAUAAUUGGGCAGUUAAAAUCCUUGCAAAUUGUCGCUAGUUUAACUGCUGAACGAGAUGGCGACACCCGCAAAGCUGCACUGAAUACUUUGGCAAUAGGAUAUAAGAUUCUUGGUGAUGAUAUUUGGAGAUAUGUUGGGAAGCUUACUGAAGCACAAAGAAGUAUGUUAGAUGAUAGAUUUAAAUGGAAGGCACGAGAGAUGGAGAAGAGGAAGGAAGGCAGGCCAGGGGAAGCUAGGGCCGCCCUAAGACGCUCAGUGCGGGACAAUGCGUCUGACCCAGCAGAGCAAAGUGGGGAAGUAUCAAGAUCUAUGAGCAUCCCAACUUUCAAUCGGGAGAACUAUGGUCUUCCUGAAAUCCACACAGAUAGACUACCAAUGCCACAGGCUUAUUCUGGUGUUGGCCCCACAGACUGGAAUGAAGCUUUGAAAAUCAUAGAAUAUGGUUCUCCUGAACAGGCUGUUGAAGGGAUGAAAGUUGUGUGCCAUGAAUUGGCACAAGCAACUGCUGACCCUGAGGGAAGCACAAUGGAUGACAUAGUCAAAGAUGCUGAUAGACUUGUUUCAUGCUUGGCUAAUAAGGUUGCUAAGACUUUUGACUUUAGUCUCACUGGUGCCUCUUCAAGAUCUUGUAAAUAUGUCCUGAACACUUUGAUGCAGACCUUUCAGAACAAGAGGCUUGCUUAUGCAGUCAAGGAAAGUACACUUGAUGGUCUUAUUACGGAACUGCUGCUAUGGCUUUUGGAUGAUAGGGUUCCACAGAUGGAUGAUGGAAGUCAACUUUUGAGAGCUUUGAAUGUGCUGAUGUUAAAGAUUCUGGAUAAUGCAGAGCGUACUUCAUCAUUUGAUGUGCUUAUACAUCUCUUACGACCUCUGGAUCCAUCAAGAUGGCCGUCUCCAGCAACAAACGAGUCUCUUGCAAUUAGAAACCAGAAAUUCUCUGAUCUGGUUGUUAAAUGUUUGAUCAAGCUCACAAAGGUUCUGCAAAAUACCAUAUAUGAUGUAGAUCUUGAUCGUAUCCUUCAGAGUAUCCAUGUAUAUCUGCAAGAAUUAGGAAUGGAUGAGAUACGUAAGAGAGCUGGAGCUGAUGACAAACCACUUCGAAUGGUUAAAACUGUUCUCCACGAGCUUGUUAAACUACGUGGAACAGCCAUAAAAGGCCAUCUCUCCAUGGUGCCAAUAGACAUGCAACCACAACCUAUCAUUCUUGCCUAUAUUGAUCUAAAUCUUCAGACACUGGCAGCUGCAAGAAUGCUGACACCAUCUGGCCCUGUUGGGCAAACUCACUGGAGUGACUCGACUGCCAACAACGCUGCACCAGCUGCACACUCUGCAGAUGCUCAGUUGAAGCAAGAACUGGCUGCAAUAUUUAAGAAAAUUGGUGACAAGCAGACUUGCUCAAUUGGUCUUUAUGAACUUUAUCGCAUAACGCAAUUGUAUCCUCAGGUUGAUAUUUUUGCUCAGUUGCAAAAUGCUAGUGAGGCAUUUCGAACAUACAUUAGAGAUGGUUUGGCCCAGAUGGAGAAGAAUGCAGCCGCAGGAAGGACUCCCUCGAGUGUACCUCUAUCCACUCCUCCUCCAGCAGUGCUUAACCUUUCUCCAAGAUAUGGCUCUCUGUCUCCUGUAAAUGCAGACCCAUUAAAUGACUCGAGAAACCCGAAUGCAGGCAGUGAACCCACUAAUUUUUCUUUACCGCCAUCUUUUGCUGAAGAUGAUCAUCGGCUUGUUAAUGCCGUCUCCCAGAAAGUGUCUUAUGAUCCAUCUGGCUUACCUCAAAACUUCGGGGAGUCGAGAAAUGACAGAUUACCGUCUGGUGUGUCAAAUGGAACCCUAGAUGCAAUUAGGGAAAGGAUGAAAAGCAUCCAGUUAGCAGCUGGCGGAGUGAAUCCAGAAUCAAGAAGCCGGCCGUUGAUACAAGUGAACGGGAAUGGUGAUGAAGCUCACGGCAGUAUGCAGGGCGGAAUACUGCCUAUGGACGAGAAAGCGUUAUCGGGGCUUCAGGCACGCAUGGAAAGGUUAAAGAGUGGCUCAUUUGAUUCCAUGUAGGAUAGAAACAAUGACUUUGUUAUUGCGGUAUAGUAUCCCAUUUGUAAAUGCAGAGCGUGUAAAUAACUACUGUAAGACACUUCCAUAGUAUUAAAAUUAUGCAUAUUUGAAGUUGCAGGAGCUCAGAGCAACGUCAUGUAACUUUUUUUUCUAAUUCAAGAUCAUUCAUCGAGAGAACA
Salvia hispanica is the source of this 6359-nucleotide messenger RNA. The record is from RefSeq and is a predicted model, not a curated record. Lineage: Eukaryota; Viridiplantae; Streptophyta; Magnoliopsida; Lamiales; Lamiaceae.